Symbiodinium sp. CCMP2592 is the source of this 5337-nucleotide messenger RNA. Lineage: Eukaryota; Dinophyceae; Suessiales; Symbiodiniaceae. The record is from the annotation of a GenBank genome assembly.
AUGGCCUUCGACUUGACGGAGGAAGAUGAGGAGAACGGCGAGGAGUCUGAAACUUGGUACGUUGAUGAGGUUCGCCGUCUUGAAGAGGUAGAUCGCGUAGGUGUAGAGUGCAGUGCGGAUGAGUGCGAGCUUCCUUCUACGAGUUGCUUGUGGUUUCGGCUAGAUCAAGACGAUGACGAAGAUGAGGGAGAUUACUGUCGUGCUGUUCGUAAUCGCAGUACAAGUUCGGCGCAUGAGAAUCAACCCGUAGAAGUGAUCCUUGAUUCUGGAGCGGAUUGCACUGUUCUUCCUGCUGAGCUCUAUGGAAGUGUAGGCUCACCGAGCCUGGAAGGGAACAUGAGCGUCCUUUUGGAUGCGCAGGGGAACCGCAUCGCUGGGGGUGAAGAGCGAGUCCAAGUGUGCUUCCAGAUCAGAGAUGAAGACGGCACGAUUAUUGAGUUCAACGACAGAGUAGUGCUAGCUCACGUUCAGCAGCCUUUGUUUUGCUUGGGGAAGCUCAUGAAGCGUCAGUGGAAGCCUGAGUGUGAUGAGUUUGGUAGGUGGACAAUGCGUAGAGGUGAAGCUUGUUUUCCUUUGCAUUGGUCUCGUAACAGCUUGGCCACAUACAUGACCAUCUCGCGUGUCUACUACCAGAACCCUGAAGAUCCACAUCAACAUGAAGGCCCCAGUCCUCCAGAAGCAUCGCGAGUCCAAAUUGUUGUUGAAAUUCCUGAAGAGUUGGAGCUUCAUGCGCGUGAUCCUGGUUGGAGCAUGGAUGCUAAUGGUCAUUUAGUCCACCUCGGGCUGAACACUGACAAGACUUGUGAUGCCUCUCUGCGGUUCAAUCCUGACGAUUGGCCUCAUCGCAGCACUCUGCUGUGGCGUGAAGGGCGGAAAUACGAGAUCUUUGAGUGUGGAGAGUGUUGGAGCGAGCGCAGAGAGAUAGAUCUUGGAGAGAAGUCCAAGAAAGUGAUCACGGUGUUGUCCAAAGGCCCCUUAGACCCAGAUCUUCUUGGAACUCCUGUCUCCGGUGGUCGUCCUCGUCAAGUCGCCCCUCGAGCUGAAGGUGAUGACAAUGAAGAUGAGAUGGAAGUCGAUCGUGGUGAUGCUGCUCAGCCUCGUCCUGAAGGCCCUAUGCUUGGUCCCCACGCUGUAGAAGUAGAAGACCCUGAACAAGAAGCGGUUGUGGUCAAUGAUGUUCGCCUCACCGAGACGAGCCCUCUUCGAGAACUUCGCAUCGGCUGUCGCUUCUUGAACAUUUCGAAGAACGGAUCUAAAGCUGCAGUGUGGAAGAGGUUGAAGCGUGAGGUAGCAUUGGCCAAGUUGAAAGUGAGUGUUGAAGCAUCGGAAGCUGUGAAAGCAGAGUACGAUCGAGAGCCGCUUGUUCCAGCACUUGCCGAGCGACCUAGUGAAGAGUUGGUGUUGUUGCACGAAACCACACAUCUUCCUCGCGCUGAUUGGUGUGAAGCAUGCUUAGCAGCCCGAAGCCGUGAAGACAAUUAUGAUGACAGCGGUCCAACGCGUGAGUUUCCUGUGAUUUCGAUCGACUACAUGUUUACCGGAACUGAAGGUGAAGAACAACCCUUGGCUACCCAUCUCGUCGUAGUGGACUCUCAAUCAAAGUACACUCAAGCUAUAGCCAUCGACGGCAAGGGUGGAAGGAGCCUGAAGCAUUGCGUAGAGGAGAUCGUCAGGAUGGCUAGUGCACUGGGAUAUCCCCGUAUUGGACUCAGGUACGAUACGGAACCGGCGAUGAAACAACUGGCGAGCUAUGUGGUUGCCACUAGACUCAAAAUGGGGUUGGCUACCGAGGAAGAGCCAAUUCCACCUGAGGCUGGAAGUCACGGUGCUUCUCGUGCAGAGCGGUUUAUUGGAACAAUAAGAUCACUAGGCAAUUGUCUUCUGAAAACCAUUGAGCAGCACACCGGACACAAGACGGAGAGCAAAGACCCAUUGUUCUCUUGGGCAUUCAGGCAUGCUGCCUUCCUGCACACGCGAUUCAAAGUCCAGAAGGACGGAUGUAGUCCGUUCGAACUUGUCCAUGGGCGAAAGUACAAAUCAAAGCUUGUGCCAUUUGGGUCGUUCGUCUAUGCGCAAUUUCUCCCGAAGUCGAAAAGCAAGGGGGAAACUUGGAAACCAUGCAUUUGGUUAGGACGUUCCACUUUGGGGGACUUGAACAUUGUCGGUGACUCUCAGGGGAUCCAUCAAGCACGCAGUGUCCGUCUUUCUCCAAAACGGUAUGAUGUCGAAGCCCUGAAGAUCAUGAAGGGCGUUCCGUGGGACCAUACGCUCGAAGUUCUUCCCAUGAGACGCCGGAAAACUCCCUUGGCUGUUCGUCUACCUGUGAUUGCUGAAGGACCUGAGCUACCUCCUGGACCUCCUGCGCCUCCUGGCGAUGAAGCGGCAUCGGAUCCUCCAUCACCGGAUGGAGCUGGCGGUGCUGGCAUUAGCUCCGUGGGUUCAGCACCAUCUGUGAGUUCCAUGAGCCUGCCUGGUGAGAGUUCGAGUGCAAUGUCGAGUGGAGAGUCUGCUGAGCUCAUGGUUGAUGUUCCAGGUGGGGUGAAUAGAUUAGAGCUAGAGGAAGAGAUGCCCACGGGGCAUGACGGUGAAGAAGGUUUUGCUGAAGCUGACGGUGAUCCAUUGGAAGCUGGUCUAGAGGUAGACUGGAGAGUAGAUGAAAGUGCAGAGCCCAAAGAUCAGGUAGAUCAUGAACUCAGCAAGGAAUGGGCUUCUCGUCGUUAUGAAGACGGACCUCCGCAGCUCCCCGCCGAGAAACUCCAAAUUCUUGAUGCAGCUAUGGACAAAGUAGAGUUGAAUCGUUUGUUGGAGAUGGGGGUCCUAAAGCAGUUGACGGACAAUGAUGACACGAGUGGGAUGAUGAACCUGCAGAGCAAGUUUGUGAGAGAUUGGAGGUUUCGAUCCAAUGCAGCGGGCACGGCGUGGUCCUGGGUGAGGCGAUCCCGCCUUGUAGCAAAGGAGUUUAGGUUCAUCGACCCAACGAUGGAACAUUUGUAUGCCCCUGCUUCAUUGGCAUGCCUUCAGAAGUUGUUUGCAAGCCUCGCAUGUUCAUGCCCAAAACUUCGCUUGUACACGGGGGACAUCAAAGACGCAUACCUCACAGUGCCACAACGUCGACCGACUUUCAUUCGUCUUGAUGGAUUCAUCUUUGAGCUGUUGUUCAACUUACCAGGCCAACGAGCUGGCGCUCGCGACUUCUACGACAAGUUGGCUGGUGUGAUGACUGGAGAUGGACUUGAAGCUUUUGAAGCAGCUCCGGCUUUAUUCAUUCAGCCUAAGAAGAUCGGUGUUUCCACACAUGUAGAUGAUUUGGAGAUUCUGAGCACAGAUGAGCGUGUUGAUCAGUUGAAAGCCAAGUUGAAGGGGGCAGGUUUGAGUUUUUCCAUCGAGGGCCCGUGCACGUUUGAAGGGGGAGAGUGUCACUUCUUGAAGCGGAAGUUCACGGGCACGGGUGAAGGGAUUCUGGUGAGUCAAGAUGGAAAACACAUAGAGAAACUCGUUGAGCUCCUUGGAUUGCAGAGGGCAGCUGGAAAGUCGCCCCCGUCUCCUUUGAACCCACAUGACGUGAAAGAUGACACGCCGUUGGAUGAACGGCGCCAUGGCAUCUAUCGGACUGCCGUGGGAGUGCUCUUGUAUCUUGGACAAGACAGACCUGAGUGCCUUUAUGCGAUUAAGCUUUUGAGUGGCAAGUGCACCGCGCCAACGGAACAUGAAUGGGGUCUCCUUCGGCAUCUUGUGAAGUUCCUGAAGAGCUAUCCGGAGCAAGGCAUUCUCCUGACCCCAUGCAACCCGGGAAGAACAUUGCAGCAACGAUGUCUAGGUCUCGAUGCCAAGCAUGGAUCCGAGGAUUGCGUGUUCGGCGAGGGGCACUUGCUCGAAGCGGUGAGUGAUGCCUCGUGGGCAGGAGAAAGGGACAGACGGUCGAUAAGUGCGAUGACUAUCUACCUCAACGGGAACCUUGUACAUGCGACUAAUCGUAGACAGAAGUCCAUCACAUUGAGCAGUUGCGAAGCGGAAUUACAUGGCUCUCUAGCUGCAGUGCAAGAGGGAAUUUUCCUGAGGAGAGUGCUAGAGCGGCUUUGCGGAAGUGAUGUGGAGCUUCGUCACCGUGUGGACUCAUCGUCGUGUCGAGCUGUUAUCAACAAGCAAGGUUUGUCGCGAAUGCGACACGUGGAGAUCGCCUUCUUGUGGAUUCAAGACAAGUGUCGAGCUGGAGAAUUUACAACGUCUCCUAUCGGCACUAAAUUUUGCCCUCCGGACCUGAUGACGAAGGCAAUGAACCAACAGAGAAUCAGAUUGUUGUCAUUCAUGCUCGGGAUCUCAAGAAAUGGUGAGCUAGUCGGUAAGGCUGAGUUUGAGGAAGAGGUCACAAAACAUGAGUUGAAGCGCGUGAAGGUAAGUGACAGUGCAUAUGCCAUUCGGGGUCUCCGGAAGCUUCUCUUUUCUCUUUUGGUUGCUGAGAGUGCAAGUUGCCGCGUCACAUGUUCCGAUUUGGAAAUGCUUAUCCCGUCAAUGAGAGGGGGGAGGCCAUUCCUCCCGUUCGUGAUCAUGGUGCUCCUGCUCCUGGUACUCCUUUCACUCUUCUACGGGGUAGCGGGGAGUACAACAUUGCAGGAGAAUCCGAUGACGACCACAACAACAACAUCAAUGACAAAAGUGGUGGCAGCAACGACCCCAAGGGCAAAGGAAAAUCCAAGAUCCAGCGAUGCGUCCCCAUUGAGUCCAAAAUCUCUUCAGCAUCCAAGAAAUUUCUCGCUUCCCUACUCAGAAGACAACACAAAGAAAUCGACGGAGACAGAUCGGUUACAAAGGAGUGCUACAGCGGCUGGACCGCCAAUCAGAUCAUUGACCAUGAGCGCCGAGUUUAUGCUGAGCUGGUCAGAAGGGGAACUGUUCAAGGGCUUGUUGUUGAUAGUUAUGCUUGCGGGCUUCUUCGGCGCGAUCUUGCAGAUGAGUAUCAGCAGUUGGUUGCGAAUCAUAGGUCGAAUCUUCAAGAGAAACGAGCUGAACAUCAAAUCCAACAUCCGCUACGUGAUCAUGGAGAUUGUCAUCGUGGAGACGGAAAUCAACCUGGACUUCGCCAUCAUGUACGCCAAUCUGGAUUACAACAUCGCGGACGCCAUCAACCUGAAGAUGCACAUCAACCUGGAGUACAACGUCGUGGAGGCCAUCAUCCUGAACUACAACAUCGUGGACACCAUCAACCUGGAGAUGCACAUCAAGCUGGACUGCAGCAUCGUGGACAUCAUCAUCCUGGAGAUGCUCUUCAACCUGGACUUGGAGAUGGAGGACCGCUACAUGCAGUACUUCGUGAUGCUCCUGGGGGGCCAUUGGUGGUGA